Messenger RNA from Gadus morhua (Atlantic cod), 757 nucleotides. RefSeq lists its product as uncharacterized. The coding region runs from base 1 to 699 and encodes 232 amino acids. Gene Ontology annotation, biological process: nervous system development; cell-cell adhesion. The record is from RefSeq and is a predicted model, not a curated record. NCBI's taxonomy places the organism in Eukaryota, Metazoa, Chordata, Actinopteri, Gadiformes, Gadidae. The transcript has 5 exons.
AUGAACGUUAUUUUAAUGGUUGCUGCUGUGACAGCUAAUAUAGCAGGGCUGAAGGCUGAGAGAAGAAGCCCUGGAAGCUGUCAGAGAGGAGCCAUGGACACUGUCUCUGAACCGGACCCUGGACUCACUAUGGAACCUGAGGACUUCUUGAGGAAGUCUUUGGACCCAAGGAAGACCAGCCACAGAAGAUUUGCCCUAAAGUCCUGCAGCAUUGUCUUGCUGAUAUUCGGACUGCUGAGUAUUCUCUUAAUCUCCCUGCAGUUCAACUCAGCGACACCUUGGACGGAGGGGAGAGAGCACUUACUGGAUGAACUUGGUUCAGUGAUGCUCACGGAGGAGGAGGAGGAGGCCCCCAGCAUCACAGAGUUCCACUCUCCUACCCACGUGUUGCCCGUGGGCCAAACGACCCGCUUCACCUGCAAUGCCAGCGGCACGCCGGAGCCCACAGUAGAGUGGCUCCACAAUGGCCGGCCCCUGGAGAUGAAUGGCACAGACAACCAAUCAGAGGCCUGGUUGGAGAGGGGCUUCCUCUUCGUCAGAGGGGUGAGGUAUGGCGUGAACACGGUCUGCUGCAUGGCAAGCAACAGCGCUGGCACGGCCAAUCACACCGCUGAGCUGCUUGUCUUUGGUAAGUUCUGGAUCCAAGGAGAGAUGCUUGUUGUUUAUGUGUUCAUAGCAUUGUUGUUGAUAUAUUCAUAACAUUGUUGUUGAAGUUUUCAUAAUGUUCUCGAGGUGGGUGUAUAUAUAUAUAUAUAUA